Cololabis saira (Pacific saury) is the source of this 2869-nucleotide messenger RNA. It is a transcript of the gene klhl31, whose product is annotated as kelch-like family member 31. Gene Ontology annotation, cellular component: cytoplasm; nucleus. The coding region runs from base 145 to 2052 and encodes 635 amino acids. The transcript has 3 exons. Gene Ontology annotation, molecular function: protein binding. The record is from RefSeq and is a predicted model, not a curated record. Gene Ontology annotation, biological process: negative regulation of protein phosphorylation. NCBI's taxonomy places the organism in Eukaryota, Metazoa, Chordata, Actinopteri, Beloniformes, Belonidae.
GGAGGAGUCAACUGCAUGUCUCUUUCUGCAGGGUUGACGGCUGGUCUCUCUCUCCUGCUCCAGUAACUGGAGGCACAAGUUCCACCUUCACCAGCAUCAACUUCAUUUCUCAGAAAGUCUGGCCUGUGCUCCACUCCUGCAGCCAUGGCACCCAAAAAGAACAAGGCGACCAAAAAGAGUAAAGGAGACAUAAAUGACAUAACGGUUGAGAACAGCCCCAACAACAAAAUAAAUGGGUUAAACACUCUGAUUGAAGGAGGAAAUGGCUUCAGCUGCAUCUCAACUGAAGUCACUGACUCUGUGUACGCCCCUAACAUGCUGGAGGGUUUGAGCAACAUGAGACAGGAUAGCUUCCUCUGUGAUCUGACAGUCUCCGCCCAAUCAAAGUCAUUUGAUGUCCACAAGGUUGUCAUGGCCUCUUGCAGUGAGUACAUUAGAAACAUCUUGAAGAAGGACACAUCCCUCCAGAAGAUCGACCUGAAUGACCUCUCACCUGUCGGCCUCUCUACUGCGAUCACAUAUGCAUACUCAGGAAAGCUCACCUUGUCGCUCUACAGCAUCGGCAGCACUAUUGCUGCAGCAAUGUUGCUGCAGAUUGGCACUUUGGUGAAGAUGUGCAGCGAUUUCCUCAUGCAGGAACUCAGCGUGGAAAACUGCAUGUACGUGGCCAAUAUUGCUGAUGCCUACAACCUUAAAGAAACCAGGGGGGCAGCAAAGAAGUUCAUGAGGGACAACUUCAUCGAGUUCUCUGAGAUGGAGCAGUUCUUGAAGCUCACCUAUGAGCAGAUCUGCGAAUUUCUCUCAGACGAUUCCUUGCAGCUCCCCUCUGAGGUCACAGCCUUCCAGAUCGCUAUGAAAUGGUUGGACUUCGACCAGAAGAGGUUGAAGUAUGCAGCAGAUCUCCUCACCUACAUCCGCUUCGGGACUAUCUCUGCCCAAGACCUGGUGAAUCACAUCCAGAACGUGCCCAGAAUGAUGCAAGACCCAGAGUGCCACCGUCUCCUCGUUGAUGCCAUGAAUUACCACUUGCUGCCAUUUCAACAGAACAUCCUACAGUCGCGCAGAACAAAGAUACGAGGUGGUCACAAGGUGAUUCUCACCGUUGGUGGACGCCCUGCCUUGACGGAGAAAUCCCUAAGCAAAGACAUUCUCUACAGAGAUGCAGACAACGUGUGGAAUAAGUUGACAGAAAUGCCAGCAAAGAGCUUUAAUCAGUGUGUUGCAGUCUUGGACGGCUUUCUGUAUGUGGCAGGUGGUGAGGACCAGAAUGAUGCAAGGAACCAGGCAAAGCACGCUGUCAGCAACUUCUGCAGGUACGAUCCCCGCUUCAACGCCUGGAUUCACUUGACCAACAUGAUCCAGAAGCGCACCCACUUCAGCAUCAACACCUACAAUGGCCUCUUGUUUGCAAUCGGAGGGCGAAAUGGUGAUGGUGUUCAGGCCUCCAUGGAGGUCUACGUGCCCUCCUCCAACCAGUGGCAGAUGAAAGCUCCCAUGGAGGUGCCUCGCUGCUGCCACGGCAGCUCUGUGAUCGAUGGCAAGAUCCUGGUAUCAGGGGGUUACAUCAACAACACCUACGCCAGGGCCGUGUGCUCCUACGACCCCUCUACUGACACCUGGCAGGAUAAGAGCAGCCUGAGCACACCUCGAGGGUGGCACUGCGCCACCACCGUCGGAGACCGAGCCUACGUGAUUGGUGGCAGCCAGUUGGGAGGGCGCGGGGAGAGGGUCGAUGUCCUCGUCGUUGAAUCUUACAACCCGCACAGCGGGCAGUGGAGCUACUGUGCGCCUCUACACACGGGAGUGAGCACGGCCGGCAUUUCCAUUUUGAACAGCAAGAUCUAUCUCCUCGGAGGCUGGAACGAGGGCGAGAAGAAGUAUAAGAAGUGCAUUCAAUUAUACAACCCCGAUCUCAAUGAAUGGACUGAGGAUGAUGAGUUGCCAGAAGCCACUGUCGGCAUUUCAUGCUGUGUCGUCACCAUACCUACACGGAAAACACGAGAAUCCAGAUCUAGAGCCAGUUCGGUUUCAUCUGCACCAGUCAGUAUAUAAGGGUUUAGAUCUUGGAUGAUGUAGUUUACACGUCUACUGGUCUCUAGUUAGUCUGUUGCAUAAUCGCUUUCAGGCUAAAUGGACAUUACAACUUUGUUUAGAUGAGUAAAGAUCAACAGAGUCCAAGGAUUACAGAAUAUAGUACUUAUUUCCAUUAAAAAUGAAAUAAAUAAAACCAAUAAGAGUUCAGAAGAUGUGAACAUAUUUUUGAAAAUAAUAUAUAAUAAUUAGAACAUUUUGAAUCCUUAUUAUAUCUGCGGAGGAGACAAGCAAACAAUCGCAAAGAAGAGAUUUGAUUAUUUUAAGAACUAACUUCCUUCUGGGGCCAAUUCAGCUGGGAUAUUUUCAUUAGCUUUUCCUCUAACUGUAAUACUAUUACAAGCAUUAAUCCUGAACUUUGUUUAUGGUGACUUUAGCUACUGUGACUCUCACAUACUUGAACAAAUUAAGAGACUGGAAUGUGACUGGCCCGAGUGUUGGUGGCGUAAGGCUUGUGAUCAGCGCGUCAACUGCAGCACGACUCCAGUUUCUCUAAGUCCAUCUCAUAUGCCGCAUUCAGUACUCGUGUGUUUUAUGUUAUGGGAUCGUCAUAAAUGUUACUGGUGUAAGUCAAACAGAUUCUGUUGAGAAAAUGAGGGAAUGAUAAGUCCUGAAUGGAUGUAAAUGUGAAAGCAACAAAGUAUUUUGUAAAACAGAAUAAAGAAACACGGGAAGGAUGUUCAGCACCUGAGCUUUCCCAGAAGUCCUGAAUUCCCUGACUGCUCAUGUCUUUCCAUUUUAUGUUUGUUUUUAAAUUAAAGAGAUGAAGUGUAAGCUA